Messenger RNA from Onthophagus taurus, 1295 nucleotides. NCBI's taxonomy places the organism in Eukaryota, Metazoa, Arthropoda, Insecta, Coleoptera, Scarabaeidae. The record is from RefSeq and is a predicted model, not a curated record.
GCGUGUUUCAAUCGUUGGUUUUGCAGGUCGCACUGCCAAUUUAGACGUGAAGGAAGUGGCUCGUCAGAACCGGAUAACCGAGCAAAUCCUGCAGAGUUUCCUUGAAAAAAGACUGUUGAAAAACCAACGAACGAAACCGCCGAGCGUCUGGGAGAUUCUACCGAAAGCCAACAACAAACAAGAUUCAAUGAAACCGAUUCAAACAACCACAACGACGACGACUACAGAAAAUUCGGACAUCCUUAUUCAAAACGAUACCGGUUCGAACACGUUUCCAUCAGAUACGCCACCGGAAACCCUACAAUUUGUUGAAUCAGAACAAAUUUCGUCGGUUUAUGAUCAAGAUAAUUACUUAGACAGCGUUUUCUAUGAAGCUGAUUGCCCGAAUUGUGUAGACGAAAACUCACAAAAUCCAACGAAUAGAUGGACGAUGCCUUUGUUGAAACUGGGGGAGAAAAAGUAUUAUUUAGGAAUUUUUUUCAAGGCGAAUUAUUUUAGGGCAACUCAAUAUUGCCGGUUUCACGGAAUGCAUUUAGCUAGUAUAACGUCUCAAGAAGAAAACGAUAAGUUGGAGAAAUAUAUUAAAGAUUUCGGAUAUGGAAACGAGCAUUUUUGGACGUCGGGUACCGAUUUGGCCAACGAAGGUUCAUUUUUUUGGAUGUCAACCGGAAGACCGAUCACCUUCACGAAUUGGAACGCGGGCGAACCGAACAAUUUCGUUUACGAAAACGGCGAAGAAGAGAACUGUUUGGAGUUGUGGAAUCGCGACGGAAAAGGAUUGAAAUGGAACGACUCUCCGUGUUCGUUCGAAACGUACUUCAUAUGCGAAGUUCAGCCAUAGAUAGCGCUUAAUAAUUUAAUUAAAACGUGUGUUUUCAUGCCAUGUGUGAUAGUCCUCUUUUCUUUAUUCACGUAUUUUUAAGUAUUUGUUACGAAAACGAUUCAACGCGAUUUUAUAGAACCAAAUAAAGCGAUUCAGAAGUUCAAACUUAGUGUGUUAAGGUUAAAUGACUAAGUUGAAUUCAAAUUCUCUUUAAGAAAAUUUAAGUUGAAACGAAACGUGUGUGAAUGCGUGUAUAUAACUGUGUAAAUAGUUGUGUUUAUUUAAUUAAUCUCUUAAUAUUUUAUUAAGGGGUUAAGAUUAUAGUAAAACCUCGAUAUAACGGAUUAAUACGGAGAAAGGAGUGUACGUUAUAACAUAUAUACUGUUUGAAUGAAUAAUUUUAAUACACAUUAAUUCAAACAGCUAUCUACACCGUUGCGUUCUUUAUUAGUUAGUUCUACUUUUAGUUUAA